Molecule: messenger RNA, 2179 nt
Organism: Sycon ciliatum
Lineage: Eukaryota; Metazoa; Porifera; Calcarea; Leucosolenida; Sycettidae
Product: peroxisomal sarcosine oxidase-like
Exons: 9
Coding region: 163-1365 (400 amino acids)
Cellular component (GO): peroxisome
Molecular function (GO): flavin adenine dinucleotide binding; sarcosine oxidase activity; L-pipecolate oxidase activity
Source: RefSeq, a predicted model, not a curated record
UAUCGAUCUCAGCUUGCGCUUACGACAGGAGUGCUCCACAGGCACAUGCACAGGUACCUCGAUCUUCGCUCGUCGCGGCCCUUCUCCAGAGUGCCGCAGCGCAGGGACGUCAUUGCAUGGCACAAUACUUUUAUUGAGCUUUCUUUACAGGAGUACUGAUCCAUGGCGGAACAACAGGGCGGCAGCAGCAGCAGCUGCUACGAUGUGGCCGUCAUCGGUGCGGGUAUCGAGGGCAGCGCUACCGCCUGGUACUUGAGUAAACACUGUGGCCAGAAUGUCGCCCUGCUCGAUCAGUUUUCACUGAAUCACACACGCGGCAGCUCUCACGGCCCGACCAGGAUAACACGUUACCUAUACCCGCAGAAGUUCUACGUCGACAUGAUGCUGACGGCGUAUCCAAUGUGGGAUGAGUUGGCACAGGACUCGUCACGCACCCUCGUACGGAAAACAGGUGGUAUGUCUAUAAUCAGGAAUAACGACCCGGAGCUCCUUCAAAUGAAGGACACCCUGCAUCAGCUCAACAUCAAACACUCUCUCCUUACCCCGGACGACAUCAACCACCGCUACCCGGGUCUUCGGUAUGGUCCCGGCUGGACGGGGGUGUUCGACCCCGAAACCGGGGUGCUUGCUGCAGACGAAUGCAGGAGUGCGUUUCAGAGCGAGUGCACCAAGCACGGUGGAGCGUUGCUUCCCAACAGCCGAGUACGUGGCAUACGACCUGGCCAUGAUGCCGUGACACUAACGCUGGACGAUGGCGGAACAGUGCAAUGUCGUCGGCUGGUCAUCACGGCGGGCCCGUGGAGUAAAAACAUCUUGGCAGAAUUGGGUGUUCAGCUGCCGUUGACGGUAGAGCGUAUUAACGUGUGCUACUGGAGUGCCCGCAAGCCCGGUCUGUACAGUCGCAGCAGUGGUUUCCCCGUUUUCAUCCAUCACACGGGAAAGACUCACUACUACGGACUGCCAAUCGACGAGUAUCCCGGCUUGCUCAAGUUGUGUCCGCAUCAUGGCAAGCCUAUUUCGUCGCCUGAUCAUCGUGACACAUCCCGGGACCUCACUGGUGUAGACGGUGUGUCUGAGUUCGUCAAGGAGCACUGUCCGCAUUUGGAGGCGAAGCCGUCUAUUCUGGAGACGUGCGUGUACACGGUAACGCCAGACAAACAUCCCGUCCUGGACCGACAUCCCGUCUGGAAGAACAUUGCCUUUGGCGCCGGCUUUAGUGGUCAUGGUUUCAAGUUGGCACCGGUCGUCGGUCAGAUCCUAUCCCAGCUCGUUCUGAACAGGCCCAGCAAGUACGAGCUAGCACCGUUCAGAGCCGACCGCUUCACCGCCCGCCACUAUCAGCCUGAACAGCAGGCAAAGCUAUAGACACGGUCACACGGUGCCUUUAGUACAUGGCUGCAUGUAGGCCAGUGCUGCUUCAAGCCAGGAGUAGUAAAAUGCCAGUAUUUUACUACUCCCUGCAUGCAAGCCACCACUGGCAUCAGUGGCGCUUACAAGCAGAGAGUAGUAACAUGUCGGUAUUUUACUACUCCCCGCUUGUAAGCCCCUGCAGUGGAAUGCCAUGGCAGUCUGUCAUUUUUGAAGAGUCUUCCCAAAACGCGAUGGAAACAAAAGUGUGCGGCAUAGAAUUAUUCUAAAUUUCGAAUCGUGAGUUAUUUUCUUACUUGAAAUUUGCAAGGACAUUGUUGUGGACUUCUCUAUGUUCAUGUCCAUUGUGCAAUGUGACUUUGCUCGAGUUCUUUCUUCGGUGGGGUAUUCGCUGCCAUAUUGGUGCCUAGGUGGGCGAGUGGAUUGCAUGGCCAAAGCUGCACGACCGCGAUGCCGCUCGCCUCAGUUUCCGUCCGUGGACGACUCACUUCGUGCACUCUACACUAUUGUGAAUGCACAGUGGCUCUUCUGACAUUCUUUUACAUUUUCAUCUUUUAUUUUUUUACUUUUAUCAGUAAGUACUCAGAUGGUGAGCCAAGGAAAAUAAUAAAUUGUGCCCCACCGUUUUCCUUUUUAUCAGUGAAUAAUCUGAGUAUUUCUAUUCACUGGUUUGAGGGAAAGACGCCAAAGAAUAUCUUUGUCUUCAUUUUUUCUUCCGAAGUACUUCUUUCGCUUUGUCUAUUUACACAUUGUACCCAUAUGAACUUAUCAAUAUGGUUAUUUUUACAAGUACCAAAUUUCAUGCCAUUUA